Molecule: messenger RNA, 820 nt
Organism: Lucilia sericata (common green bottle fly)
Lineage: Eukaryota; Metazoa; Arthropoda; Insecta; Diptera; Calliphoridae
Exons: 2
Coding region: 108-671 (187 amino acids)
Source: RefSeq, a predicted model, not a curated record
GACAGUUAUUAUAGGUUAGUAUGGUCUAUAACACGCUGUAGAGCAAGUCGCAAUUGAUCGACGAUAAAUAAUUGUCGUAUACAAGUUUAAUUAAUUAAAAAAAAAAUAUGUUUAUCAAAAAAUUUAAAAUAUUAGCCAUUUGUGUACUAUGCCUUAAUAUAAAUGUGCAAGCACGUUCUGUCACUCGAAUGGAUGAUGUUUAUAUUACUCGAUCGAAGGACAAAUGGGUAUGUGAUAGAAUUGAAUGUCCCAUGGAUGCUUUUCGUUGUUUCGUUUCGAAAUCAAAUGAAGAGAAUCCCUCUGUUUUAAAACGUAUCAAUACUUGCUAUACCAAGGACAAUCAGGUACUGGUUAAACAAGAAUUUGAAUCACCCACUGAUCCUAGAUCCCGUAUUCGAGGACAAGUUACUUACUUAAGUAAUGACGAUGUUAUAACCGCUCCUAAUGGCUUAGAAAAUUACGAUGACGAAAAAUUUAAGGCUCAAAUGAAGGAAGAAUUUGAUAAAAUGCAAGCCGAUAUGGCUGCUGACAUGGCUGCCGAAAUGAAAAAUUUACACGAUGAUCUACAAAAAAUGAAGGAAGAAAUUAAUAGAGAUAUUCAAUAUGAAAUGCGAGACUGGCAGCAUGAUCUAAGUGAAAUGCAAUAUGAUUUUGAUCACAUGUUUGAUUGAUCAAAUCUUCAUUAUCUUCACAAUAAUUAUUUGGCAAAAUUGUGAAAAUAUAUUUUUAUAUAGUUCUGAUAAAAAAAAUCUUAUUGAAAAUCUAUUUAAAUUUUAUUGAAAUCCUAUAAAAAAUAAAAGAUAUUGUUUAAAGCAUUAUA